GUCAGAGCCAGCGUUAACGAUAAAAUUCGGUUUCUUUGUACUGUAACGGGCGGCUUUAUUAGUUCGAACAUGAGCUCGGGUUCAACUUGUGCUGCUGUCGGUUGUUACAACAAUACAAGAAAAUUGAAAAAUGAGUUAGAAAAAUUUUGCUUCGAACAUCAUCAAAUACGAAAGGUUUGUCCGUGCCCAGCGCCCUACGCACUGCACUCUAUGCCGAGGAAGGAGGAUCGGAAAGCAGCGUGGCUGGCAGCUUUAAAACUCAAACGCCCGCCGAAGAGAGUUUAUGUUUGCUCUUUUCAUUUCAUUGACAAAAAGCCCACUGAGCUACACCCCGACCCGGAGCUCUAUCUGGGCUGUGACCGGCCAUCACCAAAGAAAAGAAAGCGUGUCAUCCGGACCAUCUGGAGCCGGACAGCCUCCAGCAACAUUAACAAAACGACCGAAUCUGUUCCCGGCUGCGCUGUGGAUGCAGCUUCAGUCAUCCAAGACCAGGCCAGCAUCUCCACACAACCUCCUGAGCCACAUCUGCACUCAGUCCAAACACAGUGGAAGGACCCUUCACAACAUGAUCAUCAAUACUGCAACACGUCCCACAGAAAAGAUGCCCAGGACAAGAUGACUCCGUGUGAUGAAGCUGCAAAUUUUAUUCUUCAAAAUGACGCAGACACUUUGCUGUACACUGGUAUAGCCUUAGAAACAUUUAACACUCUUGUGUCGACACUGGAAGGAUAUGACAACAGUGAAUUUACAAUGCCUGUACGAGAUCAAGUCCUACUGACACUUAUGAAAUUAAAGACUAACCGUGUAAUAGAUGACCUAAGCCGCCAGUUUCAUAUAUCACACAGCAUGGCUAGCAAGAUCAUCUCAUACUGGUUAGACAGACUGGAGGAACUUUUCCGACCAUUAAUUCCAUGGCUGCCAAGAGAAACUAUUCAAGCAACUAUGCCUGCAUCCUUCAAGAAGAACUUUCCAAAUACCACAUGCAUUAUAGACUGCAGUGAGAGCCUUUUACAGAAACCCAAAAAUCUGGGCUCAAGAACAGAAUCAUACAGUCACGAUUCUUCACACAACACAAUCAAAUAUUUGGUUGUUAUUGCACCAUGUGGACUAAUAAUGUUUGUGUCUGCUGCAUAUGAUGGUCGAUGUAGUGACAAAUUUAUCACAAUGGACUCUGGGGUAUUAACAUGCCUGAAACCUGGUGAUGAAGUCAUGGCAGUUAGAGGUUUUACAAUAAAAGACUUGCUCUUUGAGAGAAAAGUUAGCUUAGUAAUUCCUUCUUUCACAAAAAAAUGCGGACAACUAACUGAGGAACAGGAAACAUACACGCGUCAGAUUGCAAAUGUCAGAGUCCAUGUUGAAAGAGCAAUCAGACGUUUGAAAGUCUUCAAAAUACUAUCACAAACUGUUCCUAUCGGCAUGGCUCCUAAAAUAGACAAGAUUCUGAGAGUAUGUGCUGCUCUAGUCAAUUUAAGAGAGGAUCUCAUCCAUGAUACAGAAUCAUUUUGAUGUACAAAUAUGUAGAAUGUAAAUAAUAUCCAGGUCUCCCUUUUUAUCUUUUCUACACAGUGUGAGUAUUUUUGUUUAAAAAAAAAAAAAAAAAGCUUAUGAGAGACAGUUCACAUAUAGUGCAAUCAACUGAACAAUGAAUAUUUUCUUUAUUCAACCACAAAUGGCAACAAAUGGGUUUUCUCAAAAUGACAAAGGUCAGUUGUGCAGUCCUGGCAUUUUAUUAUUGUCUUGGAAGAUUUCAAAAAUAAAGAACUAAUUGCAACA
Messenger RNA from Archocentrus centrarchus (flier cichlid), 1773 nucleotides. RefSeq lists its product as uncharacterized. The transcript is spliced from 2 exons. Bases 70 to 1506 code for a protein of 478 amino acids. The record is from RefSeq and is a predicted model, not a curated record. NCBI's taxonomy places the organism in Eukaryota, Metazoa, Chordata, Actinopteri, Cichliformes, Cichlidae.